Penicillium malachiteum is the source of this 381-nucleotide messenger RNA. RefSeq lists its product as uncharacterized. The record is from RefSeq and is a predicted model, not a curated record. Bases 1 to 381 code for a protein of 126 amino acids. The transcript has a single exon. Lineage: Eukaryota; Fungi; Ascomycota; Eurotiomycetes; Eurotiales; Aspergillaceae.
AUGGGCGUUAUCCCGGUGCAAAAGGCUGUUGCCUUCUUUGCAAAGAAAGGCCAGGAGAUCACUGUGAUAAACACUGACGGAAACCAAAUUAUCUGCGUCUGGGCCUUUGAUCCUCAUGAUGCGCAUCACUGUUUGUCAAUGGGACAGACACGGUCUACCCUCAUGAAGAUAGUGCUGGUGCAGGGUGAUACACUGCAAAGUACACAGGGAAAACCAGUCUUGACCCUGACUGAGGACUCAGCUAAAGGAGUUCAUGAUAUGAUAUGUUCUCUCUGUGUCUCUAGAGAUAUGAGCGAUGAUGGUAGCAACUAUACAAUUGCAAUUCACCAGGCAAGUGACUUGAUCUGUUUACUAUUCCGUUCGGGUGCAAGGAAGAAGUGA